UCUGUCAAGUAUUUUGACUCCCCAAACAACUUAAACGGUGUAGCCGGUGGGGCGGUGGUACAAAUAAUCACCUACUAGAAACGAUACAUUUGAGAAAGAGGAGAACAGAUCAAAGUCAGAGAGAUAUGUUGGCGAGAAGGUUGAGUUCUUUAUUUAAGAGCUCCCCAUCUUCAAAGGCUUCUAGCUCUGCAAAGCCUUUGGACGAGGAAAAAAGCAAGUCAUUUGGUCGUAAAGCCGUGUCUUUUGUCUUGAUUACAGUUACCGGCGGUGUGGCUUUGAGUGCUCUUGACGACCUUGCUAUUUAUCAUAGCUGUAGCAGCAAGGCAAUGGAGAAAGCUAUUAAGAAUCAGGCAAUCAUUAAUGCUAUUGGAGACCCUAAAGAAGGGCCCAUGGUACAUGCAUCUCUUGCAGUAACUCACAAGAGACAUUCUGUUUCUUGCACGUUUCCUGUCUCAGGUCCCCAAGGCAAUGGAGUCUUCCAGUUGAAGGCAGUCCGUAAUGGAGGUCUGCUGUAUUUAAGUCUGGUUUUCUUCUUUACGGCACAAAACUGGGAAAUUCUAAUCAUGGAUGCUCUCCACCUUCCUGAAAACGAAGGGAAACAACAAACAAUGCGAAUCAGGUCUCGGACAAUUUCUCACCCUCAGCUUGUAAGUCCUGCACCCUGCAACCUCAGCAGAAAACAAUGAAAAAGUAAACUCUAAAUUGGAUGCGUUUUUAGGUUUUCCUUAUCUCUUGCUCUUCUGAAAUUCAUGUGGUCAUCACAAAAAAUUUUGCACAAUUUUUUUUUUUUUUUUAUAUAAUAA
Messenger RNA from Pistacia vera, 803 nucleotides. RefSeq lists its product as uncharacterized. Lineage: Eukaryota; Viridiplantae; Streptophyta; Magnoliopsida; Sapindales; Anacardiaceae. The record is from RefSeq and is a predicted model, not a curated record.